AUGGGAAAUUUUCGAUUAGCUUCACGGAAGUUGUGGCGGAUCCGGAGAACCCUCGAUCAAAGCCCUGCUUUCUCUUUGCAAUAUAAUCUCCGCGUCGCAACAGUUGCUCGCCAUUUCGGGUCAGCAGCAGAGCAAUCAGCACCGGCGGCGCCGUCGGAAAGGGUAUCGGGCAUCGUGGACGAACUCUCGGGUUUAACUCUUCUGGAAAUCUCGGACCUAACGGAGGUUUUGCGGAACAAGUUGGAUAUGAAAGAGAUGCCGUUGAUGGCCAUGAUGAUGCCAGGGAUGGGGUUCAGUGGCAUGCCGGGAGCUGGAAGGGGAGCCGGCGGUGCUGCGGCUGCAGGAAAAGGGGAGGAGAAAGCGGAGAAGACGGUGUUUGAUGUGAAGUUAGAUGGCUACGAGGCGGCGGCCAAGAUCAAGGUGAUUAAGGAAGUGAGAGGGUUUACUAAUCUGGGUCUGAAGGAAGCCAAGGACUUGGUGGAGAAAUCUCCUACGUUGUUGAAGAAAGGGGUGACGAAAGAGGAAGCUGAGAAGAUCAUUGCCAAAAUGAAGGAAGUUGGGGCCAAAGUUAGCAUGGAGUGA
This is a messenger RNA of Linum tenue, 582 nucleotides long. The record is from the annotation of a GenBank genome assembly. Lineage: Eukaryota; Viridiplantae; Streptophyta; Magnoliopsida; Malpighiales; Linaceae.